Messenger RNA from Parathielavia appendiculata, 1852 nucleotides. RefSeq names its product TPT-domain-containing protein. The transcript has 5 exons. The coding region runs from base 488 to 1693 and encodes 401 amino acids. Lineage: Eukaryota; Fungi; Ascomycota; Sordariomycetes; Sordariales; Chaetomiaceae. Gene Ontology annotation, molecular function: antiporter activity. Gene Ontology annotation, cellular component: endosome; trans-Golgi network; Golgi apparatus. The record is from RefSeq and is a predicted model, not a curated record.
CGCCGCACAUGGACCCUGCUGCCGAGCUGUGGGGUUUCAGCCCGGGAGGUAGGCCCCGCCCAUCAGCGCGAUGCUCUUUAUGGUAUCGGCCACAAAGGGGGGAAGCAGGGGUUGCCACCACAGCCAACGGCGCGGCUUCAGUCAGCUCAGCCGUUCGGCACCUAUGCGAACACGAACAAAAGGAGCCUUUCUCCCCGUUUUGUUUCGUUUCUUCGGACCUUCCUGUCCCGAUUCACUCCCCUGUGGUAACCUUUGUGCGGUAGAUCACCUCCUCGAGCAUCGAGCAAAUGCUCGGUCGGAAGACAAACACACACUCCUUUCCUGACCCGGUCACUCCUUGGACUUCUUUCUAUACGCGGCCGGAGAGGGUGUAGUUGGCCUUUCGUUCCUUUCACUUGUUGGGCCCAGGGCCCGACCAGAUCCAUCCCUCCGCCGAUUCUGCAACUCGGACAUCCGAGGAACUGUGCCCUCCCGGCGCCGCGCCGACAUGGCCGACGACGAUGUUGAGCGCCAGGUUGAAAAACCGCGCCCGGCGGAGCGAUCAGUACAUGCGGUAUUCUACAUCGCGAAUUGGAUCUUCUUUUCCAACCUGACCAUUCUCUUCAACAAAUGGAUAAUCGAUAGCCGGGGAUUCAGAUACCCCGUGAUCCUAACAUGCUGGCACAUGGUCUUCGCUACUAUUGCGACUCAGGUCCUGGCGCGGACGACUAAGCUCCUCGACGGGCGCAAGAGCGUCAAGAUGACGGGGCGCACCUACCUGCGCGCCAUUGUGCCCAUCGGCCUGCUGUACAGCGCCAGCCUGGUGUGCAGCAACAUGGUCUACCUGUACCUGAGCGUCGCCUUCAUCCAGAUGCUCAAGGCCGCCGCGCCCGUCGCCGUGCUGCUCUGCUCGUGGGCCUGGCGCGUCGAGGAGCCCUCGCUCAAGCGCUUCCUCAACAUCCUGCUCAUCGUGGGCGGCGUGGCCCUCGCCAGCUUCGGCGAGAUCGCCUUCAGCAUGACCGGCUUCCUCUUCCAGCUCGGCGGCAUCGUCUUCGAGGCCAUGCGCCUCGUCAUGAUCCAAGUGCUGCUGGCCGGCGACACCCAGAAGAUGGACCCGCUCGUCAGCCUGUACUACUACGCCCCCGUCUGCGCCGUCAUGAACAUCGUCAUCGCCAUCGGGUCAGAGGCCAGCUCGUUCAACCCGGCCGACCUCGCCACCGCCGGCUACGGCCUGCUGCUGCUCAACGCCAUGGUGGCCUUUAUGCUCAACGUCAGCAGCGUCUUUUUGAUCGGCAAGACCUCCGGCCUGGUCAUGACCCUAACCGGCAUCCUCAAAAAUAUCCUCCUCGUCAUUAUUUCGGUCCUCAUCUGGCACACGGCCAUCACAUGCCUGCAGUUUCUCGGCUACGCCAUUGCCCUCGCCGGCCUGCUCUACUACUCGCUCGGCAAGGAUCAGCUGCUCGCCCUCUCCCAGGCUGCCUGGGUCUACGCCAGGGGCGGCUACGAGGCCGUGCGCGUGUCGCCGCCGUCGGGGGACGAGCCGGGCCAGAGCCAGGGCCAAGGUGGUGGGUUGCCUUCAGCCGUGCGCCGGGCGUUGGUCUUGGCUCUGGCGGCCGUGGUGAUCUUGGUUCUUUUCGGGGCUUUCUUUUAUCGUGGCGGAGGAGGUGUAGAGCCUGGGUUGGGCCGGCGAUUUGGUGGUGCCAACGCUUCGUAAGAGUUUACUGGGUUUACUGGGUUGGGGCGAUAUCACAUAUUGGCGUUGAUGGGUUCGUCCUUAUUUAUCUUUCUUGGGAGAGCAAAGCGUCAUUCUUGUGUAUGACGAUGGUUGGAUAUAGCUGUUUAUCAGCACGACCAGGCAGGUGCUCUGUUCCCG